Lineus longissimus is the source of this 4126-nucleotide messenger RNA. Its product is annotated as cytoplasmic dynein 2 intermediate chain 1-like. Gene Ontology annotation, molecular function: dynein light chain binding; dynein heavy chain binding. Gene Ontology annotation, biological process: intraciliary transport. Gene Ontology annotation, cellular component: cytoplasmic dynein complex. Lineage: Eukaryota; Metazoa; Nemertea; Pilidiophora; Heteronemertea; Lineidae. The coding region runs from base 119 to 3163 and encodes 1014 amino acids. The record is from RefSeq and is a predicted model, not a curated record. The transcript has 32 exons.
GCGCAUGGCAACAAAUGCCAAAAUAGUUUUCUUGUUGAAAAAUGAAUCGAAUGAACUGUGAAUAAACUCCGUUUUCGUCUUCAAAAUUACAUCGGACAGAGUGUCCUGAAAGGCAGUCAUGCCUCCUGGCAAGCCAAGAUCCAAAGAGGACACAUGGAGGGAAGAAGAUCUCAAAAAGUCCCUCAAGGGUAUGAACGAUGACAAGCGCCGCCACAAGGACAAGGAUCGUAGCGAUGAUAAGAGGAGGGAGAAGCCACGCGAUGUGAAUGGAGAAGAUAAGGAGAGAAGGAGGAGGAAAGAAGAAGAUGGAGAACGACGACAUCGAGACAAGAAUGAAAGUCGAGACAAAGAUGAAAAGAGACACUCGCGAAAGAAAGAAGAUGGGGACGAUGAGGAAAGACGACGGAGACAUGAAGAAAGAAAGAAAAGACAUGAAAAUGAGGAUGAGGAGGAAAGAAGACGCCGACAUGAAGAAAGAAAGAAAAGACAUGAAAAUGAGGAUGAUGACGAGAGGAGGCGGAGGCGCGAGGAACGAAAGAGACGCGAAGAGGAGGAUGGACGGAAAAAACAGGAUGGCGGAGACGAUAGGGAAAGAAGACAUCGCAAGAAAGAUGAGGACGAGGAGAAAGAACGACGGAAACAUCGUGAUAAGGAACAUGACGAAGAGAGAAGACGAAGACCCAGAGAAAAAGACGAGGCUGAAGAAAGAAAACAUAGAAAGAGAGAUGAGAAGAAAGACGCAGAUGGACACCGAAGGCACAGGGACAAGGACAAUGACGAGGAAAGACGGCGACAUCAUCGAGACAAGGAUGGAAGUCGGGAAGGACGACAUACUAAGGAAGAGGACAGUGAGCGACGGAAAAGGAGGGAUGAGACUGAAGAAGAGAGGGAAAGAUGGAAGGAAAAGGAGAGAGAGGAGAGGCACAGAAAAAGACGUGAGGAGCGGGAAGCUCAGAAACGGGAGGAGGAAGAACUCCAGAAGAAAUCGGCAGCAGAAACGGCCAAGGCCGAUCUUCAGAAUGGUGAUGCCGCAGGAGAUGAUGACGAAUAUAAUUAUGAAGAUGAAGAAUUUGAGGAUUAUGAUGAUGACUUUGAGGAUGAGAGUGAGGGGGACAAAGACGAGAGCAGCGACACUUCGGCCCGCCCCGAGGGUCGGAAACAACCAGUCUGGGAUAUAAAUGACCCAGAUCCUGAGAAGCGAGAGAUGGCAGAAGUUAUGCGUGCCAUGAAUGAAGAAAACACAAGAAUAAUGUCAGCGUCAUCGCGAACUUACUCUGAUGAUGAAGACGAACCUCGAUUCGAUCGACGACGCGAUACCCAGUCCUCCAGAAACACGGCAGGUCGAUCGUUCAUCAAUUUUGUCUCGGCAAAACAGCGGCAGAUGAGUCGGAAAGCUGCGUCAAAAGCCAAGGAACGAGGGAAUGAGAUCUUAAAGAUGGUCGACUUGGAUGUGUCUGCAUUCGACAUGUUCGAUUUGCCGCCUGUCCGGGAGUAUGACAUGUACAUCAUGAACUUUGGCCGCUCAAAUACAAAGCAGGCUUAUGUCCAAACCAAUGAAGACAACAUUGAUCGUGAAAUACAGACAGAAGAAAUUGACGUGCGGACAAAAUGGUGUCAGCAUCCACCGGAGGAUUACACAGCUUGCGGGGCGGCUGAUGGUGAAGAGAUGGAAGAUGAUGAUAACAUCACAAAGACAGAAGAAGACACGUCAAGACUUGGCACGUUUAUACAAAAAGCUGGACAGGUCAUAGCGAUACUGUUGGAAGAACAGCUCGCCCACAAAAACCAGCAAGAACUGGGCGGGAGCCAAUCAAACAUCAGUCUCAGUGACAACUUCGUGCAGCUCGGUGUUCCGCCCUUCCUGAAGACUCGCCACGUUGUCUUUAGUUGUUUCUCCCCGAUCCAGUCAUAUCUGCUGCUGACCGUGUACAGCAUGCCAACCGAGCCAUCGCCCCGCGACCGGUGGCGCAAAAAUGGUAUAGUUUGUGUGUGGAAUGUCAAUGAACCCUCAAGACCUCAAAAGGUGUUGAUCUGCUCGACUCAGCCCGUCUGCUGUUGUUUUAGUCCAAACAAGGCAACGCUAGCUUUUGGCGGAAUGAGAGAUGGUUCUGUUGUCGUGUGGGAUCUCCGCGAGACGUCCUCCCUUCAUCAGAGCGAGGUGAUGGAAGGCCAAGAUUGGGUAUUCCGCCAUCCAACCUACAGCACAGCCGGCGUAACAGGGAAUGAAAACCACCACAGUGCUGUUGUGUCCGUCCUACCGAUUAUUUCCCCAACGGAAAGCAAAUUCAAAGGGAAUGAUGUUUUAGCUGAAAGUGCCAAGUCUUCUCUGUUGGAUCCGAGCAAAAGUGAUAGUGAUGUUGGUUCCGGUCUUUCGUUCCAACUUGCCUCUCUAGAAGAAUCAGCCGUCUUACAUGUUUGGGUUGUUGCUGAAAUUAACAACCCAGAUAUUGCUGGGUCCGAGUCUGACCUCGGCCUCGCGCCAGGUGGUAAAAUAAAACUGCUGCUGAGUUCGUCCAUAAAAUUAGAAAAUCCCGUCCGUAACCCACUCAUGAGGAGUCCGCUCCACGCAUUUGAUAUGCAGCUCCUGCCGUCCGACCCCAAUCACUUCUACGCUGGAACUGAUUCGGGUUUUGUUGUCCAUGGUGUGCGCCACACAGGCCGGGCGCCGCCAAAGUCAUUCCGUCCAGAAGUCGAGAGUCCUGUUGACAUCUUAUCUAUAGACUUCUCUCCAUUUGACCAGCCGGUCUUUUUGGUUGGUUGCGGGGAUGGAAGCGCUCGGUUACAUAAUGCUAACUUUGAACAUCCCAUAAUGUCUUGGCCGAACGCGACGGGAGGGAAGGCAAUACGCAACAUUCAGUGGUCGAAGAGUCGACCGAGUGUUUUCUUUGUCAUCGACGAGUCGUCUUUAAUCCACGUUUUUGAUCUUCUUAAAAACGAUGCCGCACCACAAAUCAGUGAAAAAAUUAGUAAAUCAAGAGUGACAAGUUUCUGUCUAUCGAAUGAUCAUAGUGCCACAGGACUCGGCCUUCCUGGCAGACAACCUCAAAUGGUAACGACCACUGCAGAAGGGGCAAUAGAAGUACAUAACAUCAGUAAACAGUUUGCCGUGGCACAACUCGACGAGGUCUACCAGUUUGCCAGCUAUCUCGAACAAGCUCUCUAAUCAUGAUGACAAAGACUUGCGAUAUUUCCAAUGGGCUGCCAAUGUCGUGUUACAAGUUUGUUUCCCAGCCAUCUUGAACAAGCUCUGCGGCCACAUCUUUAGUUCCAAAGUUCUGAGAUCGCGAGCUUAUGAACUAUGCGCCUUCCAGGCAAAGAACGAUGUUGUACAGGGACAUAGCGAUCUAGGAUGUUUGAUCAUGAAAACAACGACUUCGCUAUGGUGUCGAAAAGCAACUGAGUUACAAGGUUCAUCAGGAUGUUCGCUGCGAUGAGCAGCAAUAAAGAGUAAUGAGAGUAACGUCUAGGCAGGCACAUUGUAUCUCACCGAGGUCCCGUAUAAGGCACCGGGAAUUCGCUGUAAACCAUGAAACUAAGUGGCUCUAAAAAAUUGUACAUCAACAGCUUGCCUGUGCCGAAUAUCUACAAAUCUGUGAUAAGUUGAUAUUUUUGUUAGCUGACUUACCUCCUGUCUGAGAUAUUUGUAGUAUAAGUGUCAGACUCAAACUUUUGUUUCUCUAAAAAAGUUUGUAUCUCUGGAGAUUACGACCGAAAGAAUCUUAUCUUCGUCUGAUGAGCAUAUUUGAGGCCUCUGCACACUUGGGAGAAUGUUUAUUUGGUUUUGCUUUGUCACACUUACCGGAAGAGGUUUUGUACUUGUUCAUGCCUUCAAUAUUGUUGGUCAAAGUCCAGAGCCCAGUUGAGGUCAUAUAUGACCGGGCAAAUAGCAAACGUACGCAUGUGUAUCGGCUGUUAGAAAUUUGGUCACUAAAAAAUAUGCCCAAGUUUUAUUGUCAUACCCUUCACAACAAAAGAAUAUAACAAGUGGCAUGUAUAGCACUGUAUGCUUGUACAUGUACAAAGCAUUAAAUAUGUAAGACGUUGUAAAAAGAGACUAUAUUAUUUAUGGAAUGUGCUGUUUUGUAUUCUGUGAAUCAAGUGUAGAUAAAGUGACAAUUAAAUAAAA